Messenger RNA from Manduca sexta (tobacco hornworm), 523 nucleotides. Its product is annotated as cuticle protein 12.5. The transcript has 2 exons. Bases 86 to 460 code for a protein of 124 amino acids. NCBI's taxonomy places the organism in Eukaryota, Metazoa, Arthropoda, Insecta, Lepidoptera, Sphingidae. The record is from RefSeq and is a predicted model, not a curated record.
UAUAUAAGGUGGGACAUAUUUAUCGACAAUCAGUGCAAAUUCGGAACUGUUAAACUUAACAAGUGAAGUUACUCAUUACUUCAAAAUGACCAAAGGAAUUGGAAUCGUGGCACUGGCACUAUUUUCUUGCGUAGCAGCAGAUCCUUACUACAUAAGCUCUCCCUAUUACCCCUCGGGGUAUGCUGCAGCUUUGACUGCCGCGCCAGUAGCUACUACCAUCCCCGCCGCUCCCGCUUUACCGUUACCCGCAGUACCCGCAGUUCCAGCAGUACCAGCAGUAACCACUGUGCCAGCAUCCUGGAACCCAGUCACAGCCCUAUCAGCAUACGCUUACGGAUCAGGUUACAGUGUUCAAGAGUUCCCAGUGGUAAACUCAGCAUCGGCGCCUUUGGUUUAUGCCGGCCCUUACGGCUCUUCUUUGCCGUUGGCUUAUGCCUCCGACUAUUAUUACCGUAGAUAAAUUAUUAUAAUUGCAUUGUAUACAGAUUUUAUGUUUUGCUAAUAAUAUAAUUGUCUUCAAUUA